Messenger RNA from Ceratosolen solmsi marchali, 1939 nucleotides. It is a transcript of the gene Alg9, whose product is annotated as alpha-1,2-mannosyltransferase Alg9. NCBI's taxonomy places the organism in Eukaryota, Metazoa, Arthropoda, Insecta, Hymenoptera, Agaonidae. The record is from RefSeq and is a predicted model, not a curated record. Gene Ontology annotation, cellular component: endoplasmic reticulum membrane. Gene Ontology annotation, molecular function: alpha-1,2-mannosyltransferase activity. Gene Ontology annotation, biological process: protein N-linked glycosylation. Bases 90 to 1901 code for a protein of 603 amino acids. The transcript is spliced from 13 exons.
GGUCACGUACUAAUACUUUUUAUAAACUGUUGUCUUAUUUGACAUUUCGUUAGCUGAUUGAUAAAUGCCAUGCAUAAAUAACAAGUCACAUGGCACCUAAACCGCGUCAACGUAAUGUAGUUCUUUUAAAAAAAGAUUCUAAACGUAACAAUGGGAAAAAACAGCAGAAAUUUGAAGAUGUUGCUGUAGUAGACAAUGUUAGGCUUCUUUAUCUUGACGGAGACUCUGCUUUUAAAUUAUUAUUAUUAGCUAGAUUUUGCUCUGCAAUUUGGAGUCAUAUAACAGACUGCGAUGAAACAUUUAAUUUUUGGGAACCGAGUCAUUUUCUGCUCUAUAGAAGUGGUCAACAAACUUGGGAAUAUAGUCCGGAAUUUGCGUUGCGAUCUUAUACAUACUUGUUAUUGCACAUGGUACCCGCUAAGAUAUAUUGUUAUUUAUUAGAACCAAAUCCAAUUCACGUGUUUUACUUUGUACGCUGUUUGCUUUCAGUAGGUUGUGCUCUAGCAGAGGUUUAUUUUUAUAAGAAUGUUUCUCACGAAUUUGGUAUACAUAUUGCAAGACUGACGCUAGCUUUCCUCAUACUUAGUACUGGAAUGUUUAUUUCUAGUACUGCAUUUUUACCCUCAUCGUUUUCAAUGUAUUUAAGUACAGUUGGAAUAGCUGCUUGGUAUGGGCGUAAAUAUGAAUUUGCUAUCUUUGCAACAGCGAUUUCUUCUUUACUUGGCUGGCCAUUUGCAGCAUUACUUGGUGUACCUAUUGCCGUCGAAAUGCUGUUUCAUAGAAAAGAUUGGCUCAAGUUUUUCAAAUGGGUCGCCAUAUCAGGAAUCGUUAUUCUGAUACCAAUGAUUUGUAUAGAUUCAAUGUACUAUGGAAAAUUAGUUAUUGCACCAUUAAAUAUUCUUAUGUACAAUAUUUUUUCUUCUCAAGGACCAAACCUUUAUGGAACCGAACCUUUUAGUUUCUACAUAGUAAAUGGAUUUUUGAACUUUAAUUUUAUAUUUAUAGGCUCCCUACUUACACCCCUAUUUUUAUUUUUGAAUUGGAGUUUUGUUCCAGCUAAACCCAGACGUUCCUUGUGCUUACCUUAUUGGUAUUCUCUAGCUCCUUUAUAUUUAUGGAUAUGUGUUUUCUUUUUUCAACCACAUAAGGAAGAACGUUUUCUAUUUCCCGUAUAUCCUCUUAUAUGCUUGAACGGAGCUAUAACUGUCGAUGUGAUUCAAAAAUUAUACUUUUUAAUUAAAACUAAAAUUUGGAAUUAUAAACCACUUUCAAAGCAUUACUUACUGAAUACAACUCAUAUCAUGGUUUCUGUUAUUGUUAUAUGUGGAUUUUUUGGAUUGUCUAGAAUUUUCACCUUAUAUAAAGGUUACCACGCACCUAUUGAAGUCAUGACAGAGGCAAAUAAAUUAGGUAUUAGUGGUAAAAUACCAACAGAUAUUAAUAUAAAUUUUUGCAUUGGAAAAGAAUGGCACAGAUUUCCAAACAGCUUUUUCUUUCCCUCAAACAAUUGGAAAUUGAAAUAUCUGAAGUCAGAAUUUAAAGGACAAUUGCCUCAAGAAUUUUCACAUCAAGAAAAUGCUACUAGUAUAAUACCAUCAAAUUUUAAUUUUAUGAAUGCAGAAGAACCCUCGCGAUAUUUCGAUAUCGAAAAGUGUCAUUUUAUAUUAGAUUUAGAUAUUGGUAGGCAAACAAUACUUGAGCCAAAUUAUUCACGUCAACCUAAUCGUUUUACUAUAUUAAAGUCUUCAAAAUAUUUGGAUGCAUCUAACUCACAUCCAUUAUUUCGGGCCUUUUACUUUCCUUUUGCAUCGAGCAAAUUUUGCUCCUAUGGAUCCUAUAAUUUAUUACAAAGUACAAAAUAUAAACUAUCACCAAUUGAACAUAAACCAUCCAUGAGUUAAACCUUAAUUUUAUUUGUAAUAUUUAAUGUUUUGUAAAA